Molecule: messenger RNA, 371 nt
Organism: Ambispora leptoticha
Lineage: Eukaryota; Fungi; Glomeromycota; Glomeromycetes; Archaeosporales; Ambisporaceae
Source: the annotation of a GenBank genome assembly
CAAGAGUUUUCAAUCGUUCACUGCUUCCACUUCAGCUUCUGCUUCUUAUGUAGUGGAUGGUUGGAUCAAAGGAGUUGUUGAAGUAAUUGAUGGUUGGGUUGAAGAGGUGGUUGAAGUACUUGAUUAUCUAAACGAAGUAAUGGUUUGUCUGGUCGAAGAAGUGAUCAAAGUAGUAGAUUGUCUGGUCAAAAUGAUGGAUUGUCUGGUUGAAGUGGUGGUUUGUCUGGUUGAAGGGGUGGUUGAAGUAGUGGAUUGUCUAGUCGAAAUAAUGGUUUGUCUGGUUGAAGGAGUGGUCAAAGUGAUAGAUUGUUGGGUCGAAGUAGUAGAUGAUGGUAAAGUAAUAGAUGGUUGGGUCAAAGUUGUAGUGGAUG